AAACUUUUUUACGUCCACGUCACCAUGAUUCGGGGUCUUUCACGAUGAUACCAAUGAACCAUCUCCCACCGUUUGAUCACAACCCCCGCAUCCAUUAAUCACCUUCUUAUCCUCUAUUAUUUUAAUAUAUCUCUUCUUCCGCUAAGCCAAAGGCCGAAGCAGUUAUAGUUUAUAUUAUGAAAACAGGGGAAACCAAAGCGCACGUAGUCAAAGAUCCUUUCUCUGAUCUGCCUCUCAUUGUACUACAAAAACCCAGAGAUCCUUUUCUUCCUUUCUCUAUCUAAAAGUCUCCGUAGCAUCAAAAAGAGCAGGUUUUUGAAGCAACAUUUAUGAAAAUGGAAAAUGGGGUAGGAAUGAUUGACGAUUCUGUUAUGGUAGAUAAUAAGAUUGUGGAAGAAAGGGUUGCCAAUGAGAAAGUGGAGGAGAGGGUAGUUGGGGGUACCGAUGAAACAACAGAUGCGGAAGAUGAGGUUUUUCAGGAGGCAAUUGGAACACUAGAGCAUUUGCAGGAGCAGACAGAAAAAUCUGGACUAGGGGACGGCAGUUUAGUUGCCGAUGCAAUUGGAAAUGGUGAGAUAUUUGGUGACACUGGUUCAGAGGAAGUACUGAAGAAUUCAAAUUUAGAACCUGAAGCAGAGACCUUUGAAGAGGCUAUUGGGGUUCCAACUAAGGUGGGGUCUCAGGAGGAUGUGGUUACAAGUGUGGUUGAACCUCAGGAGGAUGUGGGAGUGUCAGUGGAUGAGCAGAAAGUGGAGGAACUGUCAGGUGCGGAGAGUGUUGGUGGUGGUGUGGUGGCUGAUAAGAUUGAUGAGGGAGGGACUGAAAUGGGAGCAGGGACUGAUAAAUUGAAUGGUGGAAAGGAGGUAGCUGAAAUUAGUGGUACUGGAGAAACAGAAGUCUUGAGUGAUGAGAAUGAAGGAAAUCUGAAGUCUGAUACAGUCAUUGAGAAGCCUGUAAAUGCUGAUAAGACACAUUUAGAGGGUACAUUGACAGACGAAAAAUUGGAAACUUUGGAAGGUGAUAAGGUGGAGGAGAAUGUAAAAGUGGAAUCCAAGUUAGAGUUUUUGCCCCGAGAGGGUAAGGGUGAGGAAUCAAGGGAGGAUGCACUGGCUACUGAUUAUCAAGACACAAAGGUUGGGGAAUCUGCUGGUACUUCAGCUGGCAUGAUUGUCAAGCUCCAAGAUAAUGAAGUCGUUGAAGAAUUGAAUAACAAGUCCGCUAAUGUUGAAACAGGAGAUCAGGGAAAAGAGAGUAUGGAAGCAAAAGGUGCCACAGCUGGCAUGGAUUCAGUGGAUGGUGGAGAUGAGGUUGAAAAAAUAAAUAAGGCUUUGGCUGCUGUGGAGGCAGAGGAUAACAGGAAUGGUCAAGUAAAAGAUUCAUCAGAUUCAACGGACAUAAAUUAUAUUGGUGAGAUUGAUGAACUGAAAGAUAAGCUGUCUGAGCUGAGUAAAACUGUGGAAGGGACAGUUGCUCCGGAAUUUGGAAACUUAUCUUCUUCAGAAAAGUUUACAGGUGAGGGGAAUGACAAGAUUGAGGCUGGUAAAACUGAUUUGAGAACAGAGGCUAAUGAUGGUUUUCAAUCUCGGCUUCCUGUUGAAAUGGUGGAUAAAUUUCAAGAUAUUCAUUGUAUGACUGAAGAAUCUAAAAAGAAAGGAGAGAAAGAUCAGGAAGAUAAGCAAAGCUUCGAAGAGACUCGAGUGCAGGAAGUGCAACAUGCUCCAGGGUCUUCUUUGGCUAUAAAAGCUGAAGAGUCUGGAAAGAAACCAGAUACAGAUCAGGAGCCGAAGCCAAAUACCCCCGUGAUCAGAGAACGUGAAAUUCAACCUGCUUCAGUGUCUUCAUCAUAUGUUAAAUCUAUAAAUUCUGCUACCCCUCCUCAUCCUGCUGUCCAUGGGCAUGCUGCUCUACUAUUGGAUCCGGAAGAGUCUGGAAAGAAAGCAGAUACAUAUCAGGAGCUGAAGCCAAGCACCCCUGUGAUUAGAGAACGUGAAAUUCCACCUGCUCAAGUGUCUUCAUCAUCUGUUAAAUCUAAAAGUUCUGCUACUCCUUCUCGUCCUGCUGGCCUUGGGCGUGCUUCUCCGCUGUUGGAUCCGGAAGAGUCUGGAAAGAAAGCAGAUACAUAUCAGGAGGUGAAGCCAAGCACCCCUGUGAUUAGAGAACGUGAAAUUCCACCUGCUCAAGUGUCUUCAUCAUCUGUCAAAUCUAAAAACUCUGCUACUCCUUCUCGUCCUGCUGGCCUUGGGCGUGCUGCUCCGCUAUUGGAUCCUGCUCCUAGGAUGGUGCAACAGCCUCCUGUAAAUGGCUCUGUCUCUCAGGCACAGGCACCACAGAUUGAAGACCCUGCUAAUAGGGAGGCUGAGGAGAGUGAUGAGACUCGUGAAAAGCUUCAGUUGAUUAGAGUUAAGUUUUUGCGGCUUGCACAUAGGCUUGGGCAGACUCCUCAUAAUGUUGUUGUGGCACAGGUUUUGUACAGACUAGGAUUAGCCGAGCAGCUCCGGGGAGGAAAUGGAGGCCGAGUUGGUGCCUUCAGCUUUGACCGUGCAAGUGCCAUGGCGGAACAGCUUGAGGCAGUUGGAAAUGAACCACUUGAUUUCUCUUGUACAAUCAUGGUCCUUGGGAAGACAGGAGUUGGUAAAAGUGCUACUAUUAAUUCGAUAUUUGAUGAAGUCAAGUUUGGUACUGAUGCUUUCCAGACCAGUACUAAGAAGGUUCAGGAUGUUGUGGGUACUGUACAUGGUAUUAAGGUGCGUGUAAUUGACACACCAGGCCUUCUGCCUUCCUGGUCUGACCAACGCCAGAACGAGAAGAUCCUUCACUCUGUUAAGCAUUUCAUUAAGAAAACACCUCCAGAUAUUGUGCUGUAUCUUGAUAGGUUGGACUUGCAAACCAGGGAUUUUGGUGAUAUGCCCCUCUUGCGCACCAUCACUGAGAUCUUUGGUCCAUCUAUAUGGUUUAAUGCGAUUGUGGUUCUGACUCAUGCAGCUUCUGCUCCGCCUGAUGGUCCAAAUGGUACUGCUUCUAGUUAUGACAUGUUUGUCACUCAACGCUCUCAUGUUGUCCAGCAGGCUAUUCGGCAGGCAGCUGGGGAUAUGCGGCUCAUGAAUCCUGUUUCAUUAGUGGAGAACCACUCUGCAUGUAGAACAAAUAGGGCAGGCCAGAGAGUGUUGCCAAAUGGUCAGGUUUGGAAGCCGCAUUUGUUGUUGCUUUCCUUUGCAUCUAAAAUGUUGGCUGAAGCAAACACACUUUUAAAGUUGCAAGAUACUCCUCCAGGAAAGCCUUUUGCCACUCGAACAAGAACACCUCCUUUACCUUUCCUUCUUUCGUCUCUUCUUCAAUCAAGACCGCAAGUUAAGCUGCCUGAAGAGCAGUAUGGUGAUGACGAUGGAUUAGAUGAUGAUUUGGAUGAGUCUUCAGACUCAGAGGAUGAAUCAGAAUACGAUGAGUUGCCACCUUUUAAGCGGUUGACUAAAGCACAGAUAGCAAAGCUUACUAAAGCUCAGAAGAAGGCAUAUUUUGAUGAGUUAGAAUAUAGGGAAAAACUUUUUAUGAAAAAGCAACUGAAGGAAGAGAAAAAGCGGCAGAAGAUGAUGAGGAAAAUGGCUGCUGCAGAUAAGGAUCUGCCGAGUGAGUAUGGUGAAAACGCAGAAGAAGAAAGUAGUGGUGCAUCUUCUGUUCCAGUUCCCUUGCCAGAUUUGGCCUUACCUGUUUCUUUUGAUUCUGAUAAUCCUACUCAUCGGUAUCGCUUCCUUGAUUCCUCCAACCCUUGGCUUGUGAGGCCUGUUCUAGAUGCUCAUGGUUGGGAUCAUGAUGUUGGCUAUGAAGGUAUUAAUGUAGAAAGAUUGUUCGUUGCCAAAGAUAAAUAUCCUAUUUCAUUUUCUGGCCAGAUUACGAAGGACAAAAAGGAUGCCAAUGUCCAAAUGGAGCUAGCCAGUUCUUUAAAGCAUGGGGAAGGUAAAGCAACUUCAUUAGGUUUUGAUAUGCAGACUGUUGGAAAGGACUUGGCCUACACUCUGCGCAGUGAGACAAGGUUUAGUAAUAUCAGGAAGAAUAAGGCAUCAGCUGGCAUCUCAGUUACACUCUUAGGUGAUGCAUUAUCAGCUGGAGUGAAAGUUGAAGACAAAUUGAUUGCUAAUAAGCGGUUACAAGUAGUCAUGACUGGGGGUGCUAUGACUGGUCGUGGGGAUCUUGCUUAUGGGGGCAGUUUGGAAGCACAAUUGAGGGAUAAGGAUUACCCUCUGGGUCGCUCCUUGUCUACACUUGGGCUUUCUGUCAUGGAUUGGCACGGAGAUCUUGCCAUUGGAUGCAAUAUACAGUCACAGGUUCCUGUUGGACGGUCUACAAACUUAAUAGCACGUGCCAAUUUGAAUAAUAGAGGUGCAGGACAAGUCAGUAUACGAAUGAAUAGCUCGGAACAGCUUCAGCUAGCCUUGGUUGCUCUCCUUCCACUAAUGAAAAAGCUACUUGAGUAUCCCAAACAAAUGCAGUAUGGACGGUGAUGGAAAUUAGGUUACAAGUGCUAUAGCAGCUAUGCGGUUAUAGGACAUUUUUAAAAUGGCCAUCUCUCAGUGGUCUUCAAGAGUAAGCGAAAGUAAGGUUUUGAAAUUUCUAUAAUUUUCCUUUUUAAAAAAAAAGAAAAAAUCUCAACAAUAUCAUCUCGGAUUAUUGCGGUUGUAGUUUCUUUCUUUGAUAUUUUGCAUAAGUUUAUUUUUGUUCCCAUGAACCCAUGCUCAAGAAUUGCUUCUUUUCAAUUGUAAUCGGUCCUCUUGCCUUUAUUAUAUUUCUUCUGUGAGUGCAGAAACUCGUUCUUCUUGAAUUUUGUUGGUCCCAUUCACCACCAUUUUUAUUUCUGUGCCUGUUAAUUCUAGGCUAACAUGGUGCCUCGAACCACUACUAGAUACUUGUCAAGAGAAGAGCUAAUGUGUCAAAUUUGUUAGGUGUGUCUUUUUAUAUUUCAUGCUAGAAGAAGAAUGCUGCCAAAAAUCAAUGCUAAACUGAGUUAUAGGCUGCCGAUUAGGGGAAAGUAUGAUAAACGUUUUUGUCAUCAUCGUAAGUUAAUGCUCAAAUCAGUUCUCCUGGACUUGAAAACUUCAGAACGAGGAGUUUGGUUUUAUUCUCUACAGUCCUCAUUGCAUUAC
Molecule: messenger RNA, 5135 nt
Organism: Durio zibethinus
Lineage: Eukaryota; Viridiplantae; Streptophyta; Magnoliopsida; Malvales; Malvaceae
Source: RefSeq, a predicted model, not a curated record